AUGUCCAAAGUAAAUUCAGAAGGAACAACGGAUCAUCGUUAUUCAUGGCUCAAUUUCUUACCUUUUACGCGUCUACCUGGAUCCGUUCUCUCAGAGAAUAAACAAAUAUUUGAGGAAAAGAGUUAUUAUGUUCAUCAUCAACAGAUUGAUCUCUCGGAAUGUAUCAAAACGAUGCAACAAGGAACUCUGCUGUUUGGACAUGAUGAUGAAGAGAAGGCUCAUGAGGAAUUACGGAACUAUUUUGAAAAACAAGAGGAGAAGCAGAAUGAAGUAUCCAAUCGUUCCGGGGUUAAGGUUUUAGAUGCUGAUUGUUUGCAAGUUGCGUUAGAGUUGGAAGAGAAAACACAUCGGAAACCAUUGGUAUUGAAUUUAGCAAAUAGACAUUGCGAACAUGUGUGUGGAAAGUAUUGGCAUCCAUAUUUGGGUAGUCAAGAGGAAUUUAUUGAAAGAAAAAGUGCAGUGUAUAGAUACAGUUUAGAUCCGCAACAUAAUGAAAAUUUAAAACAACAACUUGUUUCCAGAGUGAGCGAUCCUAACAAUAUCACACAUCACAUCCCAAGAUUUGGAGCCAUUGUGUCAUCAGGAGUGCCGAUCAUUAGAAAAUUCGAAGAGACGAACGACUAUGCUUUGACUGAAAAUGUUAAAACGAUUGACGUGGUGGCAUGCGGUGCUGUAGAUUUAAGACGCAAAUGGUUUCGCGAAACUGAUGUUCUGGAUUAUUUUGAUUCGUCCAACAACUUUAAUGAAGAAAAGUUCAUCAAAGAUACCAAGUUGAAAAUUAGAAUUGUGCUUUUGGCUGCUUUGAAAACAGGCCAUACUGAUCUGGUUCUGGGGGCAUUGGGAUGUGGAGCAUUUCUAAAUGACCCUGUAAUUGUGUCCAAGUGUUUCCAUGAAGUGUUGAAAGAACCUCACUUUCACAACAAGUUUGAGAAUAUUUACUUUGCAAUUUUAGGAAAGAAGAACUCGUCAAUUUUCCAAAAAGAACUUGACGAUUUGAUUAAUUGA
Molecule: messenger RNA, 1005 nt
Organism: Naegleria fowleri
Lineage: Eukaryota; Heterolobosea; Eutetramitea; Acrasida; Naegleriidae
Exons: 4
Coding region: 1-1005 (334 amino acids)
Source: RefSeq, a predicted model, not a curated record